Messenger RNA from Morus notabilis, 3818 nucleotides. RefSeq names its product zinc finger CCCH domain-containing protein 38. The record is from RefSeq and is a predicted model, not a curated record. The transcript is spliced from 5 exons. Gene Ontology annotation, molecular function: metal ion binding. Lineage: Eukaryota; Viridiplantae; Streptophyta; Magnoliopsida; Rosales; Moraceae. The coding region runs from base 358 to 3144 and encodes 928 amino acids.
UUAUUUUAUUUUGGUGUGUUUUCUGAGUUGAAGACUUCACUCGAGACACAACGGGAAGUCUCUCAAUCCCAUUGUCGGCUCGCACUCGCACUCUAGGGUUUCUGCUUUUCUUCGCCAUGGCUGUUUUUCUCUCUCUCUGAACAUUUUCUUUCACAAAAAAAAAAGCCUUGCAUUUUACCGAUAGGAGUGGACCUUACAUGGAAGGAAAAAAGAAGGCAUUUUCUCCAAGGCAAAGGCUAAAUACUAAUCCGUAAUACGUAGAAUCAUAAUAUUGACUAAAAUCACUGUGGUUGGUCAAGUCAAACAGAUUGUCCUGCAUAUGGUCUACUAACAAUAGUGCUCCUUCAGGCCUGAGAAAUGAGUGGAAGUGGAAGGAAACGCUCUUCUAAAUGGGACCAGGCUCAAUUUGAUGAUGAGAAUGCUCAAGAUGAUAGCUGGCAUGGAAAAUCAGGUAGGUCAUUUUAUCCCAGAGAAUCAGGGCAUGGAUGGCAGUCUCCGGAGCUUGUUGGCAAUAAUGGUUCAAAGUGGUCUGCUUUAGAAACAAAUGAUCUAAGAUCUAAGCGUGAUUCAGUACUUCCAUCUAGAGAAUCCCGAGGUUCACAUAAGAAUGAGAAUAUUGAUAAGGAUGACAAGAGAUACGUAGAAGAGUCCAUGGCAUAUAAGGAUGACAAGAGAUAUGUAGAAGAGUCCAUGGCAUGGGAUGCCAAUGAAGAUUAUGGUACAAGAAUGUCUCCGGGUCUUGAUGAAUGGAGACAUCAACAUCCUAGUCAAUCUCCUAAAAGUGGCUGGAGCAGGUCACUGAGGGAUAGGAGCAGAAGCCGGAGUAGGAGCAAGAGUAGGGGUAGGAGCAGGAGUCCUGUUCGUAGUCUCAGGAGAGAAUCAGGGUUUCCUGAUAGAAGUAGAAGCAGAUCUGGAGUAUCCAGUCAAUUGUGUAAAGACUUUAUUGCUGGGAGAUGCAGGAGAGGAAACCAUUGUAUGUUUCUUCACGAGGGUAAUGAAGAUUAUGAUGAUUACUGGGAUAGUAGACAUAGGAAAGGUACAAGCUCAAAAUAUUCCAAUCUUGAUACUAGAGACUACCCAUUAAGGAGUGGACGUCCUUCUGUGCCUUGUAAUGAUUUUGUGAAAGGAAGGUGCCGGAGGGGGGCAUCUUGCAGGUUUGAGCAUCAUGGUGUGUCAGAUGGAUUCAGCAAAGGGUAUUCUAACGAGGUGAGUAGAGACAAGGAAAAUGACAGAAUGAAAAGAGAUAAUUCUGCUGAGCGAGGUGUUGAGCACGAAUUCCGUAGGACUAGUGAUAUUCCUUGCAAGUUUUUCGCUGCAGGAAACUGUCGUAACGGGAGGCAUUGUCGGUUUUCUCAUCAUAGUCAGCCCUAUGAAAGUCCUGAUAGGAAAUCACAAGAUAGGUGGGCCUCAGGUCGCAAACCAGAUGAUGUUAACCGGGUGUUUGAUGGUCAUGGUUCAAAAUGGAAUGAUACAGUUAUUGUGCCAGAUGCGGCAAAGUUGAAUGAGGACAUAAAUAGAAAUAUCUGUACACGAGAUUCAAGUUCUACUGGUUGGUCUAUGAAUGAUAGAUUGAGAAGUAGUGUGAAUAAUGAGAGUACUACUAAUGCUGAUCCAACUAGUAGUUGUGCAGCAGCUAAAAACAAUGAGAAGGAAGCCCUUCAGUGGAAGCCAGAUAAUGCAGGAGUUAGCACGGGUCUUCAUGAAUCAAGACAUGCUGAGAAAUGGCUUGGUGGUAUGGAUAUGUCUCCUGAUUGGAACUACACAGUCUCAUCUGCGAAUCGUACUGUGAAAGAAGAGCAGAGUCGCAUUCCUCCGUAUUCUGAAUCUUUCAAUGACAUGUCUUUAACUACUAGCAAACAGAAUGUUAAUCGAGAGGCAACAGGUCAAAUCAAUGUUGCUGCCUCGGUCGUACCACCGAUGAUAGUUGAUAAAUCUUUCUUUCCGCCAAAGCAUGAUUUGAGGGAUGACACUGCUACGGCAUUGCAAUAUGAUGACAAUAGUGCAGUUAUAAAAGCUGUCAGUUCACGUGCUGACCUAAACAUCUCUGCUAAUAUUACACCAACUCAAAGUUUUGACCAGAAUGUCCAGUGUGCGAGUGUUUUUCCUUUUUCAAGCUUGAACACAACUGGGCAAAGUCAAGUAGUGAUCCCAACUGUACCUCAAGGAGGAAUUCUAAAAAAUCCACAAAAUAGCGCACCAUCCAUAGAGGCAAAUUCCACUACAAAACCAGAGUUUCUGGAUGCAAAAACAUCAUUAGUUAAUUCUAGAAUUGCUCCAACUCAGAAUAUAGGAAGUGGUGAACAACUCACCAACCUUACCAAUCUUUCAGCUUCGCUUGUGCAGUUAUUGGGAAAUGGACAGCAACUUCCACAACUUUAUGCAGCUCUUAAUUCCAACAACUCAACGGGUGCCCCGUCCUUUGCCAACACCGAAGCGCUUGUUUUUCCAGUUUCUACAUCUAGUGUUCAACCAGAUCCAGCCAUUGUGCCACAUAAGCAUUAUGAUCCUAGACAAGCAAGCACAGAAUCUAAAAGGCCUGAAAUCAGUAACAGUCCUUCGGGUGUCUUACCAAAUACCACUAUGAAGACAAGUGUUUCAUAUGGAAGAUCUGAAAUGCAAUUACAAAACCUAAAUCCACAGCCCUUGUCUGGGGCAUUAGGUUUGGAUUCCAAACAGCCUGGUGAUUUAGUAGAAGAACCCAAGCAGGAGAUGCAGGGUUUGACUACACUGGAGCCAAAUGUGAGUUCCGAUUUUAGCAAGGGAAAGAAUGAACUGGGUUCUGGGGAUAACAAGAAAGCACUGGAAGAAAAUAGGAAAGUCGAAGACGGUGAUCCUGUGGAUGGGGUAGAUAAAGAAGGGGCUAAUGACGGCAAGAAAAGCAAGGACUCAAAGGGAAGCCGUGCAUUUAAAUUUGCACUCGUGGAGUUUGUUAAAGAGCUUCUAAAACCAACAUGGAAAGAGGGUCAAAUUGAUAAAGAUGCUUACAAAAACAUAGUGAAGAAGGUGGUCGACAAAGUGACGAGUACUAUGCAGGGGGCUAAUAUUCCCCAAACGCAAGAGAAGAUCGAUCAUUAUCUGUCAUUUUCAAAGCCAAAGCUUACAAAACUUGUACAGGCAUACGUGGAAAAAAAUCAGAAGGGCUAAACGAGACAUCAAAUUCAAAUUUCUAUUUAUAUGUUCCCUGUACCAUAAAGCAAAGCUGUCAUGACAGUGCAUUUGUAUUUUAUGCUUCUGCACUCCUACAAAAUUCCCAGUUUUAUAUGUUUCUUAAUGUUUGUUAACAUGGUCAGGUAAAACUUAGAACUAAAAAUGGUAGAUAUUAUAGCUUUGUGUUUGGAUUUUUAGUAUUUGGAUAAACUUUCAGCAUUUGAGUAUGGGCAUUUUAUAGUGCUUCUUAGUAAUCAGUUUUGCAGGGAUUGGAUAAUCUUUACCUAAAAAUGUCGAGGAGCUCCGUGAGCUCCAACGUCGGAGGUAGGUUCUUCCGCAAUGUGUGGGGCCAACCCGUGUCGAAAUGGCCGUAACCCCGGUAAUAUUCUAUGGAGGGAGAUUGGACUUCUUAUUUUUAUGUUUCAUUUGUUACAUGUUAAACUCUAGCUUGACCUCACUCGGGCAGAAUUUCUUGCUUUUAUCCUUUUGAAAGUGUGUCUGCCUCUUGAGUACGUUAACCUAGAAGACUUUCAAAAUGGUCAAAGAAAGAAAAUGUAUUAUUAUCACAUUAUGCAUGCAAAUGUGCUGUUCUUCCGUGUAAGAAAUAGCCGACAGCAUGGACAAAGGGCUGCUUGACGAAACCAAACGACCUUAUAUAUUGAACUUUCCCA